GCGCGUGCGCGCCGGAGCGCGCGCCCGGAGGGGCGGGCUGGGACUCUGGGCUCACACGCCCUUCUACGGCUGGGCGCCUGAGCUCCCUUCCGCUUCCGACGCGCUGUCCGCCAGCCGGUGGAUGUGCGGCAACAACAUGUCGGCCCCGCUGCCCGCCGUCGUGCCCGCCGCCCGGAAGGCCACCGCUGCGGUUAUUUUCCUUCAUGGAUUGGGAGAUACUGGGCACGGAUGGGCAGAAGCCUUUGCAGGUAUCAGAAGUUCCCACAUCAAAUACAUUUGUCCACAUGCGCCCAUUAUGCCUGUUACAUUAAACAUGAAUAUGGCUAUGCCUUCCUGGUUUGAUAUUAUUGGACUUUCACCAGAUUCUCAGGAGGAUGAAUCUGGAAUUAAACAGGCAGCAGAAAAUGUAAAAGCUUUGAUAGAUCAAGAGGUAAAGAAUGGCAUUCCCUCUAACAGAAUUAUUUUGGGAGGAUUUUCUCAGGGAGGCGCUUUAUCUUUAUACACUGCUCUUACCACGCAGCAGAAACUGGCCGGCGUCACUGCGCUCAGUUGCUGGCUUCCACUUCGGGCUUCGUUUCCACAGGGUCCUAUCAAUAGCACUAAUAGAGAUAUUUCUGUUCUCCAGUGCCAUGGAGAUUGUGAUCCUUUAGUUCCCCUAAUGUUUGGUUCUCUUACUGUUGAAAAACUAAAAACACUGAUAAAUCCAUCCAAUGUAACCUUCAAAAUCUAUGAAGGCAUGAUGCACGGCUCAUGUCAGCAGGAAAUGAUGGAUGUCAAGCAGUUCAUUGAUAAACUCCUACCUCCAAUUGAUUGACGUCACUAAGAGGCCUUGUGUAGAUGUUCACCAGCAUCACUGUAGUAGAGUAUAAACCCUUUCCCAUGCCUGAUCAUAAAACUUCUAAUGUUUGCAGUAUUAAAAUGUUUUACAAAUACAUACCAAUGAUACAGACUAAAUGAUGUCUCCCUCAUGGGAAAUGUGUGAUCCUUUUAAGUUUCUAUACAUAUAUCUGUAUUAUACAAUCCAGAAUGUACUAGUAUUAAAAUAGAUGAAAAGAAGCAGCUAGCUUCUUUUUCUCAAAUUAAUUCAACAAAAUAAAAUACCACAACCAGAAUUUUAUUAUAUCAUUUGAAGAUUACUAGUAUGCUCACUGAAAAUUUGUUCAGGUCUAAACAUACUGUUAGGAUAAUCUGUAAGUGACUUUUUAAUGCUGAGAGUUAGACUGUGGUCUUACUCAAUUGUUUAGUCACCAUGCAGUGUCUAUUUUUAUAUGUGUAAUCAUAUAUACAUGACUGUAAUACAUAAGGACUAGAUGGUAUUACAUUAUCCCUGAUACUAGGAUAAUGCUUUUUAAGUGUCAGAAAAGUAAUACUGUUCUCUUCAAUUAAUGGUCCUUUUACUGGGGGGCCAGGCUGUUCUUUUCCUUCUACUUAAUUUUUCCCCUCUCAAGAAACAAAGAAGUUU
Onychomys torridus (southern grasshopper mouse) is the source of this 1462-nucleotide messenger RNA. RefSeq names its product acyl-protein thioesterase 1. Bases 122 to 814 code for a protein of 230 amino acids. The transcript is spliced from 9 exons. Gene Ontology annotation, biological process: protein depalmitoylation. Gene Ontology annotation, cellular component: cytoplasm. The record is from RefSeq and is a predicted model, not a curated record. NCBI's taxonomy places the organism in Eukaryota, Metazoa, Chordata, Mammalia, Rodentia, Cricetidae. Gene Ontology annotation, molecular function: palmitoyl-(protein) hydrolase activity; carboxylic ester hydrolase activity.